This is a messenger RNA of Poecilia latipinna (sailfin molly), 7269 nucleotides long. It is a transcript of the gene hcn2b, whose product is annotated as hyperpolarization activated cyclic nucleotide-gated potassium channel 2b. Gene Ontology annotation, biological process: regulation of membrane depolarization; potassium ion transmembrane transport; sodium ion transmembrane transport. Gene Ontology annotation, molecular function: voltage-gated potassium channel activity. The record is from RefSeq and is a predicted model, not a curated record. NCBI's taxonomy places the organism in Eukaryota, Metazoa, Chordata, Actinopteri, Cyprinodontiformes, Poeciliidae. Bases 238 to 3414 code for a protein of 1058 amino acids. The transcript is spliced from 8 exons. Gene Ontology annotation, cellular component: dendrite; axon; membrane.
UUUUUUUGCAGAAGCUACCUUCGUGUGUUUGUUUCCCAAGGCUGACCGUCAUGUCAUCAUCUUUCGGUCUUUAUUGCAGACAUACAAUAGAACAGCUGACAAUGUGCAGCCAUAGUAACGCCACGCCGCUCCUCUCCCUGAAGUGAUGUGAAUGGAAAGUGGAGAGCUGCUGCUGCUGCUCCUCCUCCUCCUCUCUCCAGGUUCAAGGUAUAAAGGGAGUCUCCUCCUGCCGGUGUGAUGGACGAGGAGGAGCCCAGAUUCCAGCAGCCUCUGGCGCCUCCAGUAUCUGCCAGAUUGAGCGGAUGCGCGGAUGAUGGGAGCGGCUGGGGGACCGAGAUGAAGAGAUUCACGCUUGGAGGCGGGGCUGCACGCAAAAGCUCCAGCAACAACAACGAGCUGUGGCUCCUGCAGGACGAGGACUCCUUUAAGGAACCUCUGGGCACCGCUGACAGCGCCGACUCCGCUUUGUUAUGCCCCGGGGAGGCUGCUGGUGGCCGGGGCGGCUCCGCGUCAGAGCACCACAGAGGGGACACAGUUUCGGAGGCAAGCGUGACAGGAGCGGGGCCCGUCGGAAUGAUAUGCAACAAGAACGGAGACUGUAGAAGGGACCCGACCAGUUCAGGGAGCCUGUCUUCUCUCAUCUCCAGACAAGAGAAGCAGGCGGAUGGAGCCGUAGAGAAUGAGGACGGACAGGGGCAGUCCGGGGGGAUGGACGCCUCUGUCACUUCCGUGGGGUCCCUAAUUCAGGGGCCCGUCGGGACUGAGGUCAAGACCAGCGCAGCGACGGAGAAGAAGGACUCCAGAGUUUCCUUCUCCAACGCCACGACUAGUAAAGGUCAGAUGCCGCCGGGCGUGCAGUCAAGAAACUCUGUCACUUUCUCUAAAGCGGAGGACAGUUCUCAGAUAGUUCCGGACGAUGGGGACACAAGGGGGAACCAGACGUACAUGCAGCGGCAGUUCAGCUCCAUGCUCCAGCCUGGAGUUAACAAAUUCUCCCUGCGCAUGUUCGGGAGCCAGAAGGCGGUGGAGAAGGAGCAGGAGCGCGUAAAGUCUGCGGGGAACUGGAUUAUCCAUCCAUACAGCGACUUCAGGUUCUAUUGGGACUUUACCAUGCUGAUGUUCAUGGUCGGCAACCUGAUCAUCAUCCCGGUUGGGAUUACUUUCUUCAAAGACGAGACGACAACGCCCUGGAUCAUCUUCAACGUGGUCUCGGACACCUUCUUUCUCAUGGACCUGGUGCUCAACUUCAGGACGGGCAUCGUGUUCGAAGACAACACUGAGAUCAUCCUGGAUCCCAAGAAGAUCAAGAAGAAGUACCUGAAGAGCUGGUUCAUCGUGGACUUUGUUUCCUCCAUACCUGUGGAUUAUAUCUUCCUCAUUGUGGAGAAGGGCAUCGACUCGGAGGUGUACAAGACGGCCCGGGCGCUGCGCAUCGUCCGGUUCACGAAGAUCCUCAGCCUGCUGCGCCUCCUCAGGCUGUCCAGACUCAUCCGUUACAUCCACCAGUGGGAGGAGAUCUUCCACAUGACCUAUGACCUGGCUAGUGCUGUGAUGAGAAUAUUCAACCUGAUCGGGAUGAUGCUGCUGCUGUGCCACUGGGACGGCUGUCUGCAGUUCCUCGUUCCCAUGCUGCAGGACUUCCCGUCUGACUGCUGGGUGUCACUGAACAAGAUGGUGAACGACUCAUGGAGCGAGCUCUACUCCUUCGCCCUCUUCAAGGCCAUGAGCCACAUGCUGUGCAUUGGAUACGGCAGGCAAGCCCCAGAGAGCAUGUCGGACAUCUGGCUGACCAUGCUCAGUAUGAUUGUGGGAGCGACCUGCUAUGCCAUGUUUAUUGGCCACGCAACCGCCCUCAUCCAGUCUCUGGAUUCAUCGAGGCGGCAGUACCAGGAAAAGUACAAGCAAGUGGAGCAGUACAUGUCAUUCCACAAACUGCCGGCUGACUUCCGACAGAAAAUCCACGAUUACUACGAGCACAGAUACCAAGGGAAGAUGUUCGACGAGGAGAGCAUCCUGGAGGAGCUAAACGAGCCUCUGAGAGAAGAAAUUGUCAACUUCAAUUGCCGUAAGCUGGUGGCCUCCAUGCCGCUGUUUGCCAACGCCGACCCGAACUUUGUGACAGCCAUGCUGACCAAGUUGAGGUUUGAAGUCUUCCAGCCAGGAGACUACAUCAUCAGAGAAGGCACCAUUGGCAAGAAGAUGUACUUCAUUCAGCACGGGGUGGUGAGCGUCCUGACCAAAGGGAGCAUCGGCAUGAAGCUCAUGGACGGCUCCUACUUUGGCGAGAUCUGUCUGCUGACCCGAGGCAGAAGGACAGCCAGUGUUCGAGCUGACACCUACUGCCGCCUGUACUCUCUCUCGGUGGACAAUUUCAAUGAAGUGCUGGAAGAGUAUCCCAUGAUGAGGAGGGCCUUUGAGACGGUUGCCAUCGACCGACUGGACCGGAUAGGCAAGAAGAACUCAAUCCUGAUGCACAAAGUUCAGCACGAUCUCAACUCCGGUGUUUUCAACAACCAUGAGAAUGAGAUGAUUCAGGAGAUAGUCAAAUAUGAUCGGGAGAUGGUUCAGCAAGUGGAUGUGCCACUGCCAAGGGCGAUGUCCAUGACCCCUCCGCUCCCCGGCGGGAUCUUUGCUCCUCCUGGCUCCUCCGCUCAGCCUAGAGACUCGGCAAUCGCCACCCUGCAGCAAGCCGUGGCGAUGAAUUUUUGUAACCCCAUGCAAGGAAACUCAGUAGGAGCAGGGCCCUUGCAGUCUCCUAGGAUGGUGAGGAGAUUCCAGGUGAUGCCGAGUGUAUCCAGCCCGGUCUCUGCUUCUCCGCUCCAGUCGCAACUCCUUGCCUCCGGUGCCUUUGCUCCAGUCUUGGCCAGCCCCACCGUUCAGAGUCCACUGGCUGCUGGAGGACGAUCAUUCCAGUAUGGAUCCAGUGCGCUGACCGGUCCGAUAUCAGGCUCCCAGCUAUCUCUAGUUCAGCAGCAUAUCGCCAGUCCUGUACACCGGCCCAGCAUGCAUAAGAGCACCCAUUCUUUGCACCUGGGCAGCCUGAGCCAAGAUGUCAGGGCCCUGUCAGCAUCUCAGCCCUCACUGCCUCAUGAGGGGGUGCAACCAGCUGUCCCCAGUCCACCCCAGUCAAUACAAGUUUCUUCCACUUCUAUCGGACCCCCUCAGACGCCAAUGGGCCCCGCAAGCAUUCGGAGUGCAGUACCUCAAAGGGUGGUACUACCCCACCAAAUGUCAGUGGGGGCCUUCCCCGUAGCAUCUUUGCCUGGUUCUGCACAUGGGUUUGCAGCAGGGGUGGCAAUGGGUAGCGUGGGAACAGGUCAGGGGGACACGCUACCGCCUAAAAAGGACUCAAUAACGAGCCUUCCAGAGACAGACCACAUGAAGGUGAGAUCUAGGCUAUCCUCAAACUUGUGAUCUUAAUCAUACUAUACUAGGAGGAGUGACUGAACAAGGAACACGAUCACAGGAACACGUUCCUCUUCUUUUUCCAAGUUUGACUAUCUGAAUGUAUGAAUGUUGAGCGAGCUGGUAGCAUCCAAAAUAUAUGAAUCUAAUGACGUUUGAUUCUACAACACAGAGAUGUUUCUACUCACAGGUGUAGUUGCACAGAUAAGUAAAACUAAAGUAGCAUAUUUCACAGCAUAGCUAACAAUAUAUUCUUCAGUGUCCUCCCAUUCUCCUCUUACGAUAUAAACCUGAGGUCAGAUGGUUUAAAACUGUUAUUCAGGGAACUGCUUUAGACAUCAGACAUUGGAACUUAAUUUGUGAUUAUUUACUGUAACUUCGUAAUGUGCCAGAGCUCCUUUUAAACUGUUAGACUUUUUUGCUUCAUUGUCCCUUUCAAGAUAUCUUUAUCGACUUUUUGGGAAGCACAAAUAAUAACAACAACAAAAAAGAGACAAUUUUUUGACUACCUUACGACAACGGUAAAAGCCAUACUUCAGAUAAAAUAUUAUGAUUGGACUGCUGACAGUAUUAAGAAAAUUAUAAUUUUACCGGCAUUUCGACUAGCAGUGAAAAUGUAAUGCACAAAAAACCCCAAGAUUCUUAAAAGGAUAGUUUGGUUUUCAGUAGACAGCAAUCAGAGCAAAUUCAGAUUGAAGAAGUAACCAUACACAGAAAGAACUGAUCCUUUGGCUUCAUUCACACCAGACUGAGACUGGCUUAUGGCCUCCAGACCCUACAUGACUGUUAGAAGGUUGCUGAGUCAGGUAAAAUCUCCAUUUCAGUAGGCAGUGAUAAUCCUGCUGUGCCUUUAGUACUCAUCAAAUAUGAUUUUUUUUUACAUUGUUUUCUUGCAAACUUACAGCCACAGGUGUCACAUCUUCUCUGAGUUUCUUAUCAGUCUAUAAAAUUAGUACAUACAUAUUUGACACCAUCGGUUUCAGUCUUACUAUGGUUUUCUGAAUCCUUUGUAUCCCGAGUAAUAAUGCUAACUGGGUCCAACACUGUACAGACUGGCAAGUCUCUGGUGUGAGCUUAGUCUGGAGUGAAGGGAACCUUACCGAGACAGAAAGUAAAUCAUAGAUUUUGUUAAUUGAUAGGAUGUUAUCACAAGGUAUAAUCGUUAUGAUAAGGUAAAGACUACUCUUAAACUCUUCACGUAACCCCACUAUGAAAGAACCAAACUAUUCAGUUAAGAUCAUGAGGGAUGUUAUAAUCCAUACUGAAACUACAGUGGUGGGAUAAAUGUGUGUGUUUUUUUUUUUUUUUUUUCAAAAAUAAUUGAUUUGUGCUCUAGUUAUCCCCAUGUUUGUUCACUUUAGAGUUCAUAAAUCUAAAGAGGUUGAGUUUUCAACCCUACAUCACUAUGCACCUUUCUGUUUUGUUUUUGAAGAAACAUUUACUGGGUCAACAACACCCUUUCAACCACAUGGAAGUCCUACUAGCAGCCAAAAAUGUUACAGUAAAUUAUGCAAAGUUCGACAAUUUGCUCAUCAAUAUUGUUUUUUUUUUAAAAUAAUCAAAUAUAUAUAUAUAAAUCUGUAACUUACUAGCCAUGGCCAGAAAAAGGUUAUCGACAACAAAGAAACAUGCUUAUAUCUGUUGGAUGUAUCCAAAAAGUUUAAUAUACAAAGUUUGCUUCGGUCCUCUGCACUGACUAAUCGGACUCAAAUGCAUCCCAGGAAGCAGUUCGUAUUGCCCAGACUUGAACUGUGAUUCACUGCCAGUUACAAACUAGAAACUUAUUACAAGUUUAAUCGUAAACCAGGACCCCUAUCAUUGCAAUGUAAAUUCAUUCUUUUCUAAUACUGAGUUUUCACUUGCCUUUAGUGGCCGUUUAGGCGAUGCAUCUCUAUGCCAAAGUCAAUUCUCACAAAUAAUGAAUCUCCUGUUACCGCCACAAUUUAGAUAAACAGCCAAGGACAGCGCUGAUCCCUCGCAGGACGUAUAUUGCAGUGUGCCUCUGUCAUUGAUGCCUCAGCAAGAAAUCAUCGAAUGCCACUGAUUUGUGUCCAAAAGCGUUAGGAAGAAGACCCUUUUCUCCUGGACCUGACAUGCUAUUCACCUCAGCUCACGAUUGGCUGAAUCAUUACAGGGUAAUGAGAGUGGAAAAUGGAAUCCCUCAGGCCUGUUUGGGUCCGUUAUUAUCAUCCUUCAGCUGGAUUUUAUUAUACUGUGCCAAUAAUGAGUUCCUCUCCUAUGAUCAUUUUGCAUUUGCAUCCUGUUUAGUCUGCGUUCUUGCACAGUCAUCCACCUUGGGAGUUUCAAAUUGGACAAAAAAAGUUGACGGUUUUAAAGUAUUUUUAUAUAGUUUUUUUUUUUUUUAAGAUCUAUUGUGUUGUUUUUGUCUUGUGAUUAAAUUAUGCCCACAGGAACUCAUUUGGGUACUCCAAGGUAAUUAAUACAGGCUUGUUAUGAGAAUUGUGCUUAUUUUACACUGUGUCCAGGAUGCAUGGUCCUGGGAUAGAAGACGCAGUUAGUGACCAAAUUAGUUUUGGACCCAAGAGCAAUGGUGCAGGGAAAAAGAAACUAAAACAUGACUUACCAUAUAACAAUAACAGUUCAUGUAUACAUUCACUGAGCACCUUUUUGGGCACAUCUGUUCAGUUGCUUGCUCACACAAAUAAGUUAGGAAAAGACUUGGCAGCAUUUCAGUGCUGUUAGGAAUCUAGUUGACUUUCAACACGACUUGAGUUCAAACCAAUAACCUGCAAAGGGGAGGGAAGAUGGUUUAAAUAACUUUGGAUUUACCAUAGAUUUUGGUGCCAGAUGGGACAGAAACUGAUGAUCUACAGGGACUUUCACUCACAACUAUCUUUGGGAUUUCCAGUGAAUAGUCUAGUUGUGUAGAAGGAAUUCAACUUUUAAGGUUGCAACUGGUGCGUAUGUUUUCUUGGCACAUUUUGGACAAUUUAGUGCUAAUUGAGCAUUGUUAAACACAACAAUCCCCCUGAGCAGGACCACCUCUUUCCCUUAUGGCCACAGUGUAGCCAUCUUCCAGAAGGAACUGUACCGUGUCAUAAAGCUCAAUCUCAAACUAAUUUCUUAGACUCUCUUCACAGUGGUGAACUCAUUUGAGAUAUGGUGGAUUGUCGAAAUUUUAACUAAGGAUGUCCAGCCAACAAAUCUGCAGCAACUUUUGAUCUGUCAUUCCUAGAACUAGCCUGGUGUGCCUAAUAAAGUGGGCAGUGAAUGUAAAUUCAGAGAACCAUCACAAAGCUCCAGAUAUUGUAUGAAUUUUUUAUUUUUUGGGCCAAUAAAAAAACAGUAAUUUUCAUGAAACCCAUCAGUUUAGAAUUAAACCAAAGCUACAGAUGAUGCAGCUUUUGUUACACAAAACUCGCCCAACGCAGGUCAGAUAUCAGACCACUAAACGAAUCCAGUCGAUUCCUAUGAAUGUGACAUUUGUGACUACAAGCAAUAAUGGUCUAAUAGCAGACUGAGUGGCAACCUUAUGCAGAUGAUACUCAAUUAUACUCUUGAUUUGUCUGUGGAGAUGUAACAUUUUAAACCUUACACUGGUUUUUGAAACUUUACUGAAAACUUUGUGUUCGAUGUUUCUUUUUGUAAGCAGAUAAUUCAGUUGAAACCACCAUCCUUACUAUGAAUAACUUGACUGACAUGGUUAUUUCUAUGUGUAAACAUAGCUUGCAUCAUGUAAACGAGACUAUUUAUUUAUGUAACCUGGUUCACUAUUAUUGUAGACCUAUUAAAAAAAGGACAUGUUGAAAUAAUUAUUGUUUUUCUCUGACAGAAAGCAUAUUAUGAUCUGGACUGAACUGACCAAUCUUAAGAAUUAAAGCAAAAGAAAACGAGUUGACAUGA